AUGAAGAUGAACAUUGUUAUACUUGUUUUUGUGUUCCUAAACAUUACCAACCUAAUCAACGGUGGGAUAACGAGCAAAUAUGUCCGUCAAGCUCAACCAUCAACUGAGAUGCCUCUAACAACUUUUCCAUCUCCGGCUGGUCACAACUCUCCUGAACAGGUUCAUAUCUCUCAAGGAGAUUACAACGGACGUGGCAUCAUCAUCUCGUGGGUAACACCGUUAAAUCUAGCUGGUUCUAACGUUGUUACUUAUUGGAAGACUGUUGAUGGUGACGUGAAGCCGCAAAAGAAGAGAACUCAUGCCUCCACAUCGUCUUAUAGAUUCUAUGACUAUACUUCUGGCUUUCUUCAUCACGCCACCAUUAAAGGACUUGAGUAUGAUACCAAGUACAUCUAUGAAGUUGGCAGUGGUGAAUCCGUUAGACAAUUCUCCUUUACUAGUCCCCCUAAGGUCGGACCCGACGUCCCAUACACAUUCGGCAUUAUUGGUGAUCUUGGACAAACGUAUGCUUCUAACGAGACAUUGUCUCAUUACAUGUCAAACCCGAAAGGCCAAGCCGUUCUCUUUCCUGGAGACUUGUCUUACGCCGACGACCACCCAAACCAUGACCAAAGAAAGUGGGAUUCUUAUGGAAGAUUUGUGGAGCCUUGUGCCGCUUACCAACCCUUCAUUUAUGCUGCGGGCAAUCACGAAAUUGAUUUUGUCCCAAACAUAGGGGAGCCUCAUGCCUUCAAGCCCUACGUUCACCGUUACCAUAAUGCCUACAAAGCUUCAAAGAGCACUUCUCCUCUUUGGUACUCUAUUAGACGUGCCUCUGCCCACAUUAUCGUCCUUUCUUCGUACUCCGCCUACGGCAAAUACACACCUCAAUACGUGUGGCUCGAGCAAGAGUUGAAGAAGGUGAACAGAGAAGAGACUCCGUGGUUGAUCGUCAUGGUUCACUCGCCGUGGUAUAACAGUAAUAACUACCAUUACAUGGAAGGUGAAAGCAUGAGAGAUUUUGAGUCGUGGCUUGUCAACAACAAAGUUGAUUUGGUUAUAUCCGGACACGUCCAUUCUUACGAAAGAUCCCAUCGUAUCUCCAAUGUCAAAUAUAACAUCACCAAUGGCUUGAGCUCUCCUGUGAAAGAUCCUUCUGCCCCCAUUUACAUCACUAUCGGAGAUGGAGGAAAUAUUGAAGGAAUCGCUAAUAGUUUUACUGAUCCGCAACCCAGUUACUCAGCUUAUAGAGAAGCUAGUUUCGGUCACGCGGUUUUGGAUAUUAAGAACAGAACUCAUGCGUUAUACACUUGGCAUAGGAAUCAAGACAAUGAACCUGUCGCGGCCGAUUCAGUUAUGCUACAUAACAGAUAUUUUUUACCGGUCGAAGAAUUAGCAUCCGGCAAUGUCUAG
Messenger RNA from Capsella rubella, 1392 nucleotides. RefSeq names its product purple acid phosphatase 25. The record is from RefSeq and is a predicted model, not a curated record. Lineage: Eukaryota; Viridiplantae; Streptophyta; Magnoliopsida; Brassicales; Brassicaceae. Gene Ontology annotation, molecular function: acid phosphatase activity; metal ion binding.